Puccinia triticina is the source of this 906-nucleotide messenger RNA. RefSeq lists its product as uncharacterized. Gene Ontology annotation, biological process: polysaccharide catabolic process. The record is from RefSeq and is a predicted model, not a curated record. Gene Ontology annotation, molecular function: cellulase activity. NCBI's taxonomy places the organism in Eukaryota, Fungi, Basidiomycota, Pucciniomycetes, Pucciniales, Pucciniaceae. The transcript has 7 exons. Bases 1 to 906 code for a protein of 301 amino acids.
AUGAAGCAAACUUUAUUCGUUCAGCUUGCAAUCUCCUUCCUGAGGUUGGUCUCAGUGAAGUGCCCUCCGCCAGCGGGCAAGGCCAGUACCACACAAUCGCCCGGCACAGACCUUUCCGAUGGUAGAAAUAGUGUGAUGCAAACGAUGGGAGCGGCCCAACCAAGUAACUGUCAAGGACAAAAGAUGACCUGGACUAAAUCCAACCCCGGUAGUAGUUGGGGCAAGUUACAGCUCGCUCAAAACCUCAAUCUGUACCAGAACGUCUGGCGACAAAACAUAGUCACAGAGUCGGGGAAGAGCGAAAUCACCUGUAACACCUUCAAUGGAGGAAUAUUGUCAUGGGACACCAAGUUCUCCAUGCCUUGCAAAACUGAACACAACAACAUGGUCAAAACAUACACCAAUGUAGCUUGGGCUGGCCAAGAAACGAUUCAAGUCAAGAAUUUGAAGGCAUUUAAAUCCGCUUGGAAAUGGAAGCUGAUGGACCCAUCACCAGACCUCGUCGCGGAUGUUUCGUAUGAUAUAUUUUUCUCGAAGGAUCCAAACUGCCGCACUCAAGAUUGUGCCUCGAGGGAAGCUAUGGUCUGGUUAGGGGCGAUUGGUGGGGCGAUGCCUGCCGAUGAUAGCCCAGCAAAUGGUAAUCCAAAACCUAUCAUCACAGUCGGUAGAAAAUACGAAUUCCAAGUCUUCCAAGGCACGGUCGUCGUACCCGUUAUUUCUAUCAUCCCAGCUGAGAAGGGCCGUAGUUUUACGUCGUUCGAGGCAGACUUCAAGGGUAUCCUAAGUCAACUCACUGCCUUCGGGCUCAGUCCAGAUGAGUAUAUUGUGAGCGUCGGUGCCGGAAUCGAAAUCUUCAAGGGAUCAGGCACCUUGCAAACUAGGAAGUACUCGCUCGAACUCUACUAA